This is a messenger RNA of Diorhabda carinulata, 20603 nucleotides long. It is a transcript of the gene orb2, whose product is annotated as cytoplasmic polyadenylation element-binding protein 2. The transcript is spliced from 7 exons. Gene Ontology annotation, cellular component: nucleus; synapse; cytoplasm. The record is from RefSeq and is a predicted model, not a curated record. Gene Ontology annotation, biological process: negative regulation of cytoplasmic translation. NCBI's taxonomy places the organism in Eukaryota, Metazoa, Arthropoda, Insecta, Coleoptera, Chrysomelidae. Bases 196 to 2292 code for a protein of 698 amino acids. Gene Ontology annotation, molecular function: mRNA regulatory element binding translation repressor activity; ribosome binding; mRNA 3'-UTR binding.
GUAUUCGUUUAGAGUCGAGGUCGAUCGUCCUUUCUCGGAUAUCGUGGUCCUCCAUGCAAACCAAUGACACUAACAUGAAUGUAGGCUGGUGGUUCACUGUUAGUGUGUUCUCGUUCAGACGGUUGUAUGUGUAUGACAUAACGCAGAUAAAUAUACGGGACACCGUGCUCGGCUUCUAGUCAGUGACGUAUACUCAUGGGGGAGUUUAGUUCUAGUGCUAAUGCAAACAUAGGUUUGAGUGUAGUGGAGAUAUCGGUGAAUUCGGCCAAAAGCAAUCCGACUACGAAUUCGUUAUUCUACACCACACCUACGACGUCGUCGUCGUCGUCGCCGUCUUCAGCGACGUCGGGAAACGCCGUCGAUCAGACGAAGGUAUAUAAUUCAACAAUGCAAGAUGACCUUUCCGCCUCCGAAAAGAAUCAAGUAUCAAGUGUCUCUGUCAGUGGUGGUAACGCGGAAGAACUUUCGUUAGCGACGUCGUCCUCUUCGGUCGCGACGUCUGCGAUAGAUAAAAAUUCUAUUACAUCAGCUGCCGCUGCGGCUGCAGUUUCAAAAGACUGCGAAAAUUCCGUCAACGAUCUAUCCGAUAAAUUGAAUGAUCAAGUUUCGAGAAACUCUAAGACGGUACCAUCUUUACAACCUCUCUUUCAUCCAGCUGAAGCGAGUACGCCAGCUGGUGCGCUCUGGUCAACAGCUAUAGAAGAUGGAUAUGCACCAAAUUUCGCUAACGUUAAUGGAGGUAUGGGUUUUCAAAAUUUUUCUUCGUCAACUCAACAACAACAACUUUUCGGUGGUAACAACAUGAAUCAGAAUCACGUGAACCAAGGCCGAAGAGCAAUCACAGCUAGCCAUAAUUUUCCUCAUAAUAUGGCAAGACAGCAAUCGCUUUCAAAUCAUCCCUUGUAUAAAGGUUACGGAUCCUGGGCUAAUCCUCCCCCGGGUCAGAAUUGGUCCCCGGGUAAUUCUUCUGUGUGGAAUCGUGGUCGCAGUGUACCAAAUCUUCCUCCUCUGCAGCAAAUUGGGGUAGGAUUAGGCGGGGCGGGUCGGAAACCAAGUCCUACUUUUAAUCAACAGCAGGUUAUCUCCCCUGUAAAAUUUCGCAGAAGCACUUCUUAUCCGGGAAAAGGGCCUUUUCCACAGCCACCUACAUUCGAGAUCACCAACAUGGAUGAAGCCAGAGAACUGCUGCCCUAUCAGGAUCGUUGCGGAGUAGUUAGCGCAAAUGGUAACAGCCCUUUAGAAAAUAUGAGAGGACUGGAGCAUUAUUUGAAUGAUAUUAUGAGUCCACAAAGCAACACGACUGACAUGAAAGGUUUUAUUAACACUAAUAUGUUUCCAUCGUUACAGUUACAUGGUAAAUCGCACUAUUUUCCAAGUUUGGACGAUCAGGCUGGACCUGUCCUUUUAGAAGAACCUAGUCACCUAGUCGAUAGUACUUUAGGAACACAACCUUUGAGUUCGCCUUCAAGGUCUUCACCGCAUUCGCAGGGAUCCGAAGGCGGCGAGAGAUUUUCUAGGAAGGUUUUCGUUGGUGGACUUCCCCCAGAUAUAGACGAAGACGAAAUCACGGUCAGUUUUAGGAGAUUUGGACCUUUGGUAGUCGACUGGCCACAUAAAGCAGAAAGUAAAUCAUACUUCCCACCAAAAGGAUACGCUUUUUUAUUAUUUCAGGAUGAGAAUUCUGUACAAAGUUUAAUAGAUGCGUGUAUAACUGACGAAGAUAAAUUAUAUUUAUGCGUUUCGUCUCCUACAAUCAAAGACAAACCUGUACAAAUACGACCUUGGAGAUUAUCGGAUGCAGAUUUUGUUUUGGACGCAUCUAUGCCCUUAGACCCUAGGAAAACUGUGUUCGUCGGUGGUGUACCACGACCCCUUAAGGCUGUUGAAUUAGCUAUGAUAAUGGAUAGAUUAUAUGGAGGUGUAUGUUACGCUGGAAUAGACACAGAUCCGGAAUUAAAAUAUCCCAAAGGUGCUGGACGAGUAGCUUUUAGCAAUCAACAAAGUUAUAUAGCAGCGAUCAGCGCUAGAUUUGUACAAUUGCAACACGGCGACAUAGAUAAGAGGGUAGAAGUUAAACCAUACGUUCUUGAUGACCAAAUGUGUGAUGAAUGUCAGGGACAACGAUGUGGGGGAAAGUUUGCUCCAUUUUUCUGCGCAAACGUCACUUGUUUACAGUACUACUGUGAGCAUUGCUGGGCCACAAUACACUCUAGACCCGGCCGAGAGUUCCACAAGCCAUUAGUGAAGGAAGGGGCCGAUAGGCCCAGGGCUGUGCCAUUCCGUUGGUGUUAACGCAGGAGCGCUUAGUACUGCGGCCAAGGGUUGCGCCACUCUUUUAGCUUAUUACCAUACACUGUGGUAGCAGCCCUCCAAUGUAUUGCUUAGGCCAAAAUUUUAUAGUAGCAAUUAUACAAAUUUCGAGUAUAUUUGAGAUCAUGAAUAAGUCCGAUUACGAUUAGACGAUUUUAAUUAAACCAGGGUCUGAACAACUACAACGUACUUUUGACAGAAAUCUCCGACACUGGGUAUCUCUAAAUUAUAUUUUAGUCUUGAUAGAAAUGUUCGUGGGAAAUUUAUUGUAAUAACCUCCAAAUUUCAUAUGUCAAAGUGUCAUGACAAUCGGUUUACUAAAAUGUGUUACCUCGACAUAAAAAUAAACGUGUGAUGGCCUCUGUAUUUUGGUAAGUGGAUAAUUUUUUUUAUAGGCUGUUUUGCAUAGGGUUGAUAUCAAUAUCAUGAAUUGUUAGGAAUUAAGAUAAAAUUACGAAUCAUUUUUCAUACAUGAAGUCAAAUCUCAAAAAAAUUAGGAUAUACCCAGUGUUGCCAACUCGACGGAAAUCCAGGACACUAAAUCAAUAAAUAAGAUUUUAUAAACACAAAAAAAUUAACAGAUUAAGAAAAAAAACUAAAUUAAUUGUAGUAUUACCUUCUUUCUUUAUCGGUCAUACUUUUACCAUUGAUAUUUUUUUGCUAAGUGUAUUCGAGCCCGUAUCUUGUUUGGAAUUAGACAAAUAAUGAAUGCAACUCAUCCCUAAAUUUAAAGAUAUGAACUUUAUCUCUUAUCAAAUCCACGCUGUAUUACUUUCUGUACUUCGUUUAUUUGAGCUGCAUGUGAGAAACACUCAGUACGCAGGUCCUCAACAGAUUUUAGCGCGUCCAAGUUAGCUUCUUUGGCACUAGCGAAAAUCUAAUCUUAUUUCUCCUGAACUGUCAAAGUUGAAGUCAGAAAAACAGGUUUUACAAUAGAAUGCUUAUCGAAUAGAUGAUGUAUGGAGAUGUUUUUCUCAAUGGCCAGAUGGCCAAUGCAGUGGCAUCAUCUAAAAGGUCUUUUGAAGAAAUAUCAUCGUCAUAGAUAGACAAGAUAUGUUUAUUCAAAGGGUUAACGUCGCUGAAAUCAAAACUAUUAUCUAAAUAGUAGCAAAUUUUGUCUUAAAUAUUUGGAAAUCAGAAACUGCACUUUGAAAAAUGUCUAUUCUUGGCCAUUCUCAAAUGGGAACAAAAAAUUUUUAUUUUUUUGGUCUUUUAAACGUUUUCUGAAGAAAUCUAUUUAGUUUUUUUUAUGAUUGCGCAUAUAUUAGCAAGAAAGCAAGUAGAUAUUCAACAGUUUUGAGUGAUUAAAUAUUUCCGGUUGAUCUUUAUUCAAAUCUUCUAAGCUCAGCAGUUGUUUCAAUGCAAUGUUCUCAAGAGCUGGGCCUAAAGACAACCACCUUGAUACAUGUUCGACAAGCUCUUACUAUUGCAUUUCGACUUCCUUCACGAACUUUUUCAAAAUUUCCCUCCUGGGUAAAUUGUUGAAAGUGAUUUCGAUUCAGUAGCAAAGAAUAUAUUCUUCCGUUACUGCUUAACAACCAAACCUGGGACAAUAAUGGAUAUCGGGAAUGUUCCAGGAGAUCCUGGACUGUUGGUAACCGUGGGUAUACCCUUGAUUAGAACUUUAUUGGAAAUCAAAAUUCUCAUGUUAUAUCAAAACUAGCUUAAGGAUAUUUUUAUUCUUAUUGAUAAUUUCAAAGAUUUUUCUAUAUUUCCAGUAAUUGAUUUUUAUUGUUCUAAAAUAAAUUACCGACAUUGUUAUGAAAAACGAAUAUCGAACAAUACCUAUUGUUGUGACUUUUAUAAUAAGGCGGUGAAUCAUGUAUCGAACCAAUUUUUCCACAAAAGUCUUUAGUAGCUACAAACUUUAAAGAAAUAAGCGACUGCGUGCUUAGGAAAAAAGAAUAAUUGUAUUGGAAUCAUAAACGAAAACAUACUCCCUCACAAUAUUUUCAUACCCUUUUUAUAUGAAAAUAAGGAAGCAUUAAGAUACUCAGUGUCUUUUAGCAAUUUAGGAAUUCACAGUUUUAACAAUAAUUCUUUUAGAUGCGAUUCAAUCACUCUAAAUAUAGUGUAAUUACAUAUUUGCCAUAUAGUUGUAAAAUAUAAUGUGUGUAUAAUAAUUUAGAAGGUUUGCUAGUCACUUAUAGAGUUUGGCUAAAUACUAAUUGAAAGGUGCUUCCAUUGAUUCAUAUUCCAACUAUAAACAAAACAUUUAUUUACUGCUAAAGAAAUUUUUUUACUAUUUCCAGUUGAAAAUAGUAAAAAAGAAUUAUUUUCAAAUUUCCAAUAAGUUUUUUCUAUUUAACAAUAUUCUAUCAUAAUCUUUUGAUUUUUUGUUAUUUCAACUAUUUUUUUCAUGCAAUUUGAUUAUGAAAGUAACCCACAUAUUGCCGUCAAGGAAAAUCAGUGAUAUAUUUAAUUUCAACCCUUAUGUGCAGAUAUGUCAUUGUUUCUCUUAAAAUUGUUCUUUCUAGAAGACACAAACGUCGUCUGUUACUUAUUUCAGCUAUUUUAAAAUUUUCGCAUCUAAAUAAAUACAAAGGAAGAAAAGAGGACUUUGAAAGCUGUAACAUUAAUAUCAGAUAUAUUGUGAUUUAGGAUGUCAUGUGCACAACUACCCAAAGAAUCUAUUGCAUUGGUAGUUAGAAAUUACAUAACUGCUCUACCACUUUUGCUGCAACUGGCUUUGUUUCAUUUUUAGCUUUCCAAUUGCACAAGUUGAGCACCCAAUCGAGGUUAUGUUUCAAAUAGUUUUUAGAUCUGCGCGUCAAUCACGGUUGCGUCUCUCCUCGCUUCUCAAACACCUGAUAAAUAUUUGUGCAUCAUGAGCUACUAACUGUAGAAUUGAGGUUAUGUAAGUACAUAUCUAUUUCGAUUCACAUUUGUGGAUACAGAAACAAAUUCGGAAUAUUUCUAUUCUCCUAAUUUCUCAAUGAAGAAGACUAUAAAUGGGUCCAAGGAGGUAAUCUAUUGUAUAGUUACAAAGAAUCGCUUCCAUAAUAUUUGUAUUUUGUAUUUAAUUGAUCGACUAUCUUGUAUUUCGGAGACGGCAAUAAAUAAACAAAUGAUUUAUGUUUUAUCAUAAAUCGUGGCACAAAACUUGCCGAAGUUUGUUCCUAUAGAUUUUCCUAAGGCAGUUCUGAGUUGAACUACAGUUACUUUCGGAUUUCCCUGUAUAUAGGUGAAUUUUAUAUUUCUAUAGACAUAUUUCCAUUUGACGCAUCGUUGCAGAUAUGUCAUUAUUUUUUUGGAACAGAUACUGUGCAAAAUACAAAAUGUCUCAUUUAAAAAAAAAAUUUCUAGAAUGUCAAAUAUUGUUAAUUAGUAGGUAUACAACGGGUAGGUCUGUAAGGAAUGGACAUUAGAACAAUAUGUAAAAAUUGUAAAUUUUAAUUUGACAUACUGUAAAAUAACGAUUCUAAAAAGGGUUACUGUAAAUCAACAGAGAGAUAGACCAGACGAAGCAUGUGAUGCUGCCCAUGAAAAGUUUCAAAUUCUUCUUCAAUUGCGGUUUGGAGGUCGAGAAGGGUGCGUGGCUCUCUUGCAAAAAGAAAUCACAGGGUGUCAGGUCACAUGACCGUGCAGGCCACUCGUAACCCUCAAAAAAGUACGGACCCAUGAGGCCUCCCACAUGGAUAUCUAUAUAUUUAGGUUGCUAAGAUAGAUUUAAUGAAGUGGCUGCAAUCUUUUUAGAUCUACUAUUAAGUCUAAAUUACAUUGUUCGGUUUUAUUCUUCGUAUGAAGCCAUAAGACCGGAUCUUUUAUGUGUUCUUUGUCUAUUACCAAGCUUCUUAGUUUCUCUGAGGACAUAAUCUAUAAAAGAACUUAUCUGUCAACUUCAUCAAUUUCAGAUGCCCAGUUUUUCAGCUUUACUUGAUGGUUUAUUUUGGUGAUUUUUGUAAAAGAACUAUUUUUUCUUGUUCUGCUAGUACCAAGAACUACAAGUUUAUUAAAUUGUUGCAGUUUCUUCUUCUGAUAACAUUAUAGAAGAACUUAUCAGCUAAAUUCCUCAAUUUCAGAUGUACAGUUUUUGAGCUUUACUUCUUGGUUAAUUUUUGUGAUUUUUGUAAUAUGAACUAUUCUUUCUUAUUCUGCUAGUACCAAUAACUACACAUUUAUUAAACUGUUACAGUUUCUUCCUCUGGUGUCAUUACAGAAGAACUUAUCUGCCAACUUCAUCAAUUUUAGAUGCCAAGUUUUGAGCUUUACUUGUUGGUUAAUUAUGGUGAUUUUUGUAAAAUGAACUAUUUUUUCUUGUUCUUUUUAUAAAGCCUAGAAACUGGAUCUUUAAUGUAGUUCGUUGUCUUGUACCAAAAACAGUUUCUUCUUCUGAUGAUGUAAUAUAUAGAAGAAAUUGUAUGCCAACUUAAUUGAUUUCAGAUUUUCCAUUAACACUUUUGACUGUUUUUCAACUCUAUUUAUUGGUUAGUUGAUGAAUAUGAACUAUUUUUCUUAUCUUCACCAUAAAUAAAAUACACACAAAUAUUUUGAAAAGUGGAAUUGCCUUUCAAUUUGAUUUCUGUCGAGUAGAUAAGCAGUGUAACGACCUUUGGACAACAUUCAAAAUCUCAUAUUAAUACAUGUAACCAAAAUAUCUUUUUUAUGGCGCCUGGUGGUAGCGAACAUGUUUCACUGUCACAGCAUUGGUCUGGUCACAUGAGACGGCGUGCUACACUAAAAAAAAUAGAUAAUAGUUAAUUAUUAUAUGUAGCGCGACCUAGUCAGUUACUUCAGGGUAUUGUAAAUACUAUAGUCUAAUUGCAAACAUGAAAUCUCCUAAUAAAUUACUCACAAAAUAUAAUUUUUUUAAAAAAUUGUGAAAUUGUACUUCUCAAACAAAAUAUAAUACAAUUUAUUAUUUAUUUUGGUGAAGUUGAGUGAUUUGGUAUAUAGAAAAUUAUAUUGUGUGAGUAUCGGUUUGCUAAAAAAUAUUUCUAAAAUCAAAACUUAUUUCUAUUUAUUAUGGUCUAUUUGAUUAUAACAAGUUGUUGAUUAGGAGAUUUUGUGAAUAACCAUUGCUGGGCAGAGUAAAAAUCGCUUAAUAGUGUUGACCACUUAGCUCCAAGUACCUGACUACCCUGUAUCCUGCAAAAUUGCUUAUACACCUAAAUUCAUACACUCUAUCUUACAACUCUAGCGACAUGGUCCAUUAACUUUCCACACGAAUUUUGCUAUAUCUUUCUACUUGAUUUACCUUUUAUUAAACCAUUUAAUGGAUUUUUGAUAAUUUUACAGCAAUAUCAUUUUCACUGGUGUUUAAGUCAAAAUUUUUGAUCGAAUUUUUUACAAAAAGAUUAGAUACUUUUGAUAUAAAUUCUUUAAAAAAAUGUUUUGGCACCUGAAUCGUGAAUUUCACAAAAGGGUCAAAUAUCAACACCAAAGAAUAAUUAUAAGGGCUUAAACUUUAGUGUAAGUGUCUGAAAUUGCUUAUUUAAUCCAUUCUCCAUGUUCCAAACUUGUCUCAACCUUAAUAAUGUUUUUAGUUGCUCUUAAUAUAUAAACAUCUAAAGAGAGAAAACACUCUAAAAAUUAGUUGAAGUUAGAUAUAUUGAAUGGAUUAAAUAAAUGUGUUAACAUAAUUAUUAAAUUUGUGUAUAUAGUAUAAUCACUAACUUAAUUGAACGAUUUUUUCAUUAAAAAAUUGUAACCAUGUAAAUUUAAAGAGUGAGAUAAGAUCUCAAAAUUGUGUGCUGACAAAGCAUAUGAAAAAUUGUUAAUUUUAUUUUGAUUAAUUGUUUUCUAUAGUCUCAACAUUUUUAUUAACUAAAAUGUAAUAAAAUUAUUUGUUAAAUUCUUAGCUAAAUUUGUAUAUAUAAGGAAACAAGUUGAAACUAUUUAAUCGAUUCAUAUCAGAUGAUUAAGUACAAGAAUAGCGAAUCUAAAUGAAUUCCUUGUUUCUUUUUCUUUAAAUUCAAUUAAUCCGAAAUUAUAAUUUCUAAUUUUAUAACAAUUUAAAACAAUGAAAAGUUUUUAAAACUCAAAGGUUUUUCAAAUUGUACAACAAAUAGCUGAUUGUCAAUUUCAGCUACCCAACUUCAUAUAUUGAUAAUUUUUCGUUAAAAAACUUUUUCCUUUAUUGUAAUCCAAUAUGGCAUCCAUAAAGAAGCAACUUAGAAAAUACAGUGUAACUCAUUUAGAUUGAAAACGUGCAUGUGAACAUUUAAAUGUUUUUAUGAAAAAAAUCCUUUUUCCACCACUAAAUAGUAUCUUAAAAAUUGGAAAAGCAUUUAAAAUUCUACCCCGAAGGAGAUAUUUUACUAUUUGACACUAAAAAUGGGUAAAUAACAGAUUUUCCGACAUAAAUGUUUCACGAAAUACAAAAUAAAUUAUAAAUACAAAAAAAAUAAUUGAUGACAUUCAUAGAAAAGUUAAAACAUGAGAAAGUAUUGAAAAAUAAGGAAAUAAUUCCGUAUCUGCAUUAGAAUUUGGAGUUUCCGGUUUUAAAAAUAACCGGAUUAGUUGACUUGUGACUCGGUUUUGUAAAUCGGAUUUAUGGAUUACACGAAACGGCAGUUCCUCUAGAUUAUAAAAACAUCAGAUUUUAUAGAAAAAUAUGUUUUUCCCAAGUUAUCACUCGUAUAAGAUAACCUAACCCAAAAUUAAGUAAACCUAACCUAAUCAAAAUAUGAAUCCUUUCUCUUAACUACAUCAAGAAAUAUUUCCCAAUCCGAAUAUAAAUAAAUUUGAAUAAAUAAAAAUAUGGAUAAUUGUUUUCAACUUUUUUCUGCUGUUUAUUCAUAAAUCCAUUUUAAAAAACCGAACCGGAAGUCAAUCCAAUUAUUGAUAAAAUAGGAAGUACUAAUGCUAGUAGAUCGAUAAAUGGGUUCCUAAUAGCCCCGAGCCCAUGGGCGCAAGUUCCCAGGGGGCGCCCAGCCGAGAGAUUUAUGAAAAUAUUCUUAACUCAACAUCAGGUAUUGUAUUGAGUUCAUGUGGGUCAGAAAUUUGAAGCAGAUGAAUCAGCAACAAUGUAUAUGCUUUGCGGUAAUUCUCUGCGGGUUGGAUCGUUUUUUUUCAGCUCCACAAACGUGAGCUUACUAUUCAAUAUAUAAAAUUGCUAAAAGUGUUUCGAGAUAGCAAUUUAUUAACCUAGGACCAAGUAUAUUCGUCAAAAAAAUUAUAAACUUGCAUCGGGGAGUGCCUAAUAUAAUUCUUUAAUAAAGAUUGCUAGGAAAUUAACUUUAAACAGACUAAGAAGCGGAAAAAAUUAAUGGGUGUAGGGGCGCCAAAAUGCUAAAUCCAGCCCUGUUUACGACGUCUAAAAUUCUUAAUGAACGUGUUUUUAUUGUGAUUCUAAACCGGGCAGAUACGGAAGUACAGUAAAAAAUAAUUAAAAUAAAACUUGAAAUGAUAAAGUUAAAAUUCAAAUUGACACGGAAAAUAUAAUAACAUAAAAAUAAAUUUUAGAAUCAGAUGAACUAUUGGACAAUAGAAAUUUUGAAGCAGGAAAACUAUUUACCAAAAUUUACCAAAAUAAAAAUUGUACAAAGAAAAAAUAAUAUAGAAUUGAAGAGAAUAAUGACAAGAGCUAUAAUAAUCAAAUAAAAAGAAUGUCAUAUAACGACAAAUUUUUAAUGAAUUUAUUAAAGGCAUUCGAUUUAUUUACAAUAAAAUGAGAGUGAAAAUUGUACGUUUCAAAACUCAGUGUGUAUUUGAUUUGCACUGUAGUAUAUUUAUAUGUUGUGUAGUAGUUUCUAUAUCAACGAUGGCACAGGUCAAAUAUAUAAUUGGCUUAAAAUUAUCAUAAUUUUAGAAGCUUGUUUCCCACAAAAUUGCUAUAUUUUAUAAAAUUAUCGUUGUAAAUCUUGUUUCAAAAAAAUAAUAUAUUUUUUAACUCAAUUUUUCUUAUCUCUAUGAAAUUUAACAUUGAAUUGAUUUGUUUGAAUUUCCAAUAGGGUCGUUGCAUACUUUUUUUUAUACCUCAACUACGUUUUAAACUUCAUAAAAAAAGAAAUUUAAAUACCUGAAUGACGCGCCAAAACGCAUUUAUUGUCACAUGACUGAGUGUGACGUUGUGUGACAUAGAAAGUAUGUAAACUGCAACAUAAUACAAAUGUUCUACCAUCGAAAGCUUCGAUCAAAAUAUAACCUUCAAAGGUUUAUCUUUAUUACUACAUUUGAAUAAAGUUCAAGUAAGCAAAUGUGAUAACGACGUUACUAUAAGAAAGUCUAAUUAGUAUUACUUACGUAUCUGCUUUUACUUCACGUAUUUCAGCCGAAGUAAAUAAUUGAUUAUUAGCAAAGAAUGUAGCAGCCAUAAAUGCAUCUAUUUUAGGUAGAUUGUACGAUCUUGCUUCGAUAAAUCCUAAUUCGGCCAUCAUUUCAAUUAGAAUAGUCUUUGAAACCCUCACAAAACCACAAAUCGCACUAAACAAUUACCUCCACCAAAACAAGAGAAUGGCGUUUGAAAGGAGACACGCGCGACCACGUUUUAUUAUUUACUUACUUUCUACGUCGCAACCGUAGUAACCAAUAGAAACAUGAUUUCUGUCACGUGUAAUUUAUAUUUGCGAUUUAUAAUAUUUUAAGUUAUAAUACAAUUCAACAUAAAAUCAUAAAUAAGAAGUGAUACACAAAUUUUUAAAUAUGUUAAAUACCCAAUUUACCACUGCAAGGACCCUAUUGUAUAUGUGUUAAUCUGACUUGUUUAUAAAAACUUGAGAUAAGACAACACAGCAUAAAUAAAACAAAUGCCUCAAUUCUUACAUAUUUACCAUUCUAAAUCAUCAUUUUGCUGAAAACUGUUAUUACAAUACUGGAAUUGUUACAUAUAUAGUCAAAAUUAACGCAAGAUUUGAAUUGAAUAGAAAACACAGUUUUUAUAGAAAUAACAAAUGGGAUAAAUGGCUUUCGCGGCUAUGCAUACACGUACGCACUUGUUGAUCUAAAUUGUCCAUGAUCAUUCUGCAUAAAUAUGGCUAAAUUUCGUCUAAUCUCCUCCUGUAAUGCACGCGUGGUUGUGGGCUUAUCAUAGACAUGUGAUUUUAAUAACCCCAUAAAGAGUAAUCUAAUGGUGUUAAAUCACACUAUCGAUGAGGUUACUUCUAAUCACCGAAACGAAAGAGUACUUGACCUGGAAAUGUCUCAUGCAGUUAUUGAAGUGUCACCAUUUUGUUUAAACAACAUAUUUGCCACCAAAAUGUUCUUUACAUCCAUUGAACCAAACGUUACUAAAAGAGUACAACAGAUAUGGUCAGCUCACUUGAAGGAAAGCUAGAUGACUAUCGUUGGAGAUAACCAACAAAUUGAAGUUACGGGAAUCCAUUAAUGAAUGGAAUUUUAUCACACCAAUGCGGGGCAGCAACCUUUAAGUCACCAUAUUAACUGAUGGUAUUAUAAAACUUUUUUUAGAGAAAUAUUAAUAAGAAAAUAUUUUUAGACCUAAACACACACACAGUGGAUUCAUAUUUUGACAAAAAGCAUGGCAACAUUUUGAGUUUUAUUCAUCAAACAAUGACAAUCGAUAUACUUGAAAAACUUAAAAAAAUAUCAACGGCACACGUUAAAAAAGGCUAUAGUUAUUUUCAUAAAAAAAAUCCUUUUUUCAUUCUAUGCUUUUCUUUAAAAGUCUCAGGAUGGACUAAAAUUACGGACUCUUCCCUAAAAAGUUCAAUAGGAUGGAGAACGAGUCUCUGAGGAGGCCAAACCAUGUUUAUUAACACCCCUUGCGAUUCUUUAUCUUGUUGUUGGAAAAUAAAUCCAUUUGUAAUUAAUUGCAAAAAUUGUAAAAUUGCAAAAUUUAUUUGUACUGUUCCUUUUUGAUAAUUCCUUGUUUUGACAAUGUUGAUCAAAUCGCCAGGUCCAUGGCUUGAAAAGCAACCCAAGACCAUAAUUGAACCACCACUUUGGUUGAUUUUUGGGACUACACAGCCUGGCAUCAUCUUUUCUUGGUGACUGCGUCGGAACAAAAAACAUCUACUGCAUCCGUUUUUUCUUGUUUUGUGACCUUAGCAAAGGUUUUCAAACGGAGACGAAACCAUACAACAUCGCAUUUCUCAGUCGCCGUUUUGCUAUAGUAAGUAAUAAAGGUUUAUCUUGGGUUUUGUUUACUUCAACGUUUAUUUCUGGUGCUGUUAAGCAUCUAUUUCGUUUACUGGUAACAACAAUGAAAUAAUCUUCACUCUACGUGUUAGAUCUCGACCUUCCCGAGCGUGGAACUUCUUGAAAACUGCCUUCAUGCCAUGAACACAAGUCUUUGGUAAGAAUCUCACGUUAGGUUAUGUAAAACAAUGAUGUCUGAACACACCUCACUACUAAUUUUGCGGGCUUGUCCCAUUACAGAAACCACAAGUUUAGACUAAUUGAGAUUGUUUGUGAACAAACCCAUGCAACCAGGUUAGCACGUUUUUUAGAAGCUUAAUAAUCCUUAUUAUUGCCUGAUAGGAAAUAAAAUAAAAGCACAUCAUAAAAAUAUUAUUACGACUCCAGCACCUGGAUCUAACGCAGCGUUGGUCAGUGUUUGAAAACAAGAUUUGUUUAUUGGUCAAUGAAAGAAUGUCGAGUCUCUUCAUACUCGCUAUUUUUCCCAGAAUCUUCAUUUCACGUGUUAUUUUUUACUUCAAUUUUUUGGUUAACACCUAGGAUUCGCAACCAUAGAUCAGCAUUGGUAGUAGUAAUUUUUUUUUUUUGAAAACUACUCUAUACAUAUGUAGAUAUUGUCUUAUUCACCUUAUUGGCUACCUCUUCGUCAAUUCUUCCAUCUAGUCUUCAGCUUGAUGACGCUCUUCUUUCCUAGUUCUUGUCUUUGCACAUUUAUUUCUUCUGGUUUGUUUGAUAAUUCUGUAUUUUGUAUGUCGCAGAAAUGCAAUACAUGAUGAUUAAAUUGUUUGUUUCAUACUAAGGCCUCCAAUAGCUCAGUGCUUAUUCAACUUUGAAAAACAAGAUCCUGUACUGAUUAGACUAGAUUUUUGUGAAACGUUACAAGAAACGAAACCUCUCGGUCCCAAUUUUUUAAAAUGUAUUCCUUUUAUCAAUGGGGUCUCAUUUACUUUAUCAAUACAGUACACAAUUAUUGGUAAUUAAUUCAUAAUUUUUAAAUCAAAAUAUUCCGAAAACGGUACACAGUAUCGAGUUUUAUCAAGAGUAGCUUUUUGGUGUAAAAUUGAGUGACGUUUAAGUUCACUUGAAAUUUUAAUACAACUUGGUACGAACCAUGUAACUAGCACCCUCUAUGAGAGUCAGACAUAACUAACAAAUUCAUGGGAUGUAUCAACUUCCAGAACAUAUUCGUAUAAAAUUUAAUUCUAGUGUUGCAAGUAGUUACGGAAAAAUCGUCAAAAAUGUGUAUAAUUGUUUUUUCUUCAACGCCCUUUAUCUUUAAUACGAAUAGCGUUACGAAAUUUUUUUAAUGAGCAAACAGACGGGAGGAAAAAUACUUAUUAUUUUCUGUUUUGUUAAUAUUGUACUCGCAGCUUUUUAUUUACCGCCGCAGGUGAAAAUUAUUCAGUACGAGUACAAAUUUGAUUUAGAAAAAUAAAUAUGUGGAAAUGUAUGGCACAUAUAAUAAUAGUUAUUAUUUGUCAUGAGAAACUGUGAUGAGCUGUAAACCCAUUAAAGCGAAUGAACGUUGUUUUAAAAACAUUUCAAGUUAGGAUUACGAAUUAGGGUAUUUUUCUAUUUUGACUUGUAAAUAUGUAGGUACCAAAGAUGUUACAUGUUUCUACAUUGUUGAUGUGUAAAUGUAUUCCUAAACGACCAGGUAAAUUAAUUAUUAGGUAAUAACAGUUUGCUCAUUUAGAUAAAUUUCGAGUUGGAAGAUAUGUAAAAUUAAGGAUCAUGUUAUUUCGAUCUUGAAUUGCUUCCUGCUUAGUGUCCGCUAACCGUUGUCCACAUCCUUCAUAACUCACGAUCUGAUCUUUAAAUUCAUCCAUCAAACCAUAAAAUUAUUUUAAUUUUAAGUCAUUUCUAAUGAUGAGCAUGCAAAUUAUAAUUAUCAAAAGCUAUAUAUAGAGUUUUAUUCAUUUAAAUUAUCACGUGAAGAAUUUUUUUUGUACUUAUUUGAGUGUAAAUGAUACUUUUUAACAUUUUUUUCCUGUUUUUUUUUGAACUAUUAAUUUCUUAUAAAAUUUCUGGAUUUUAGAUCAGAUUAGAAAACAUCCAUCUAUUAUCAUGUGUGAUACUGAUAAACGUCUUAAAUGUAUUACCUAAAUCAAUUGCAUGGAUAUGUAUAGUAGUAUAUAUUAUAUAUAGUAUCAGCUAUUUUAAGACUUUGUAUUUUUUAAAUUUGAAUUUUUAUACUAAACUGUUAUAAAUGGUGACUAUGACUAGUACAGUUUUGAUGUGUGCAAUAAUUGAGUGGAACGAAUAAAUCGCAAAGAGCGAAUCGCUAAGUAGAGUUUUAUCUUUAUAACAACCGAAGAAAAUAGGUCAGUUGUUGAUACACCAUUACUUUUAACAUUUCCAACAAUGUUCUUCAAACAUCCAUAUAACAACUCACUUGUAAAGAUACCUAUAUCAAAUUUUUCAAUUAAAAAUUGUAUUGUAAUCUCCACAAAUAAUAUUAGCAAAAAUAUUCACAAAUCAAUUUUUCCCAAAUGCACCUAAAUCAUAAUUUAUAAGACAUCUAUUAUGAAUGACUUAUGAAUAUAACAAAAAUUUACCAAGUUCUGUUAUUAGUCCGGGAGGCAGAGGCUUUUUUUUCCAGGAAUUACAUCCCGUCUGAGUUUAAUCCUAUAGUCGACGAAACGUCAAUCAGUCCAAUUGUUCUUAUACUAUAUUUAUGUUGAUUUACCACAGAAAACAACCCUCAAUUGUGCGGCAGACGGGGGAUGAUGCGUCAGUCGCACAAAAAUAAUAAGAAUUUCAUCCCGCUUGAAGUUUUCCCGCAUGAUUUCAUAUAUACAUAGAAAUAUAAUAGGUUCGUUCCAACCCAUCAAAAAACAGCGACGAUUCUGCGCAUUACGUGUUCCAACCGUUAUACGAACGAUUCUGUUUUGUGCUCCAACCAAUUUAGUUUGUGAACCGAAGGAUUUAUGGUGGCGCCAUCUAUCGCGCUAACGAGAAAUCAUAUCGCAUAAUGUAAACAGAGGGAGAGGUAUGCAUAAAAUAUAUUGAAAUCGCGUUUAAUACUGCACAUAAACACAUUUAUAAAAUAAUAAUAAUAAAACGAUUGAAUACUUUAUAAACAUAUUCUUCACGCUAUCGUUAUGUAUGGUGUUGCCAUCUAGUGUCAAAUACAGAAGCUAAAAAUUACGAUACGAACGAAUCGGUCUGUAUCUUUUUUUAGAUAUUCCGGAUUUACUAUGUUUAACUGUACUUGGUUGAUAGUAAGUACUGUGCAUAGUUGAAGAAAAUAUUCAAACGCUUCCAGUAACCGUUCCAAGAGCGGUCCAGAUAACAAUCUAAUAAUGACCGUCAGCUGCCUGUCAUUGGAGAUAUGACCAUCAGUAAGGGCGGCACGCGAAAUUUUCUAACGACUGGCUGACUUCUUUUCCCUGAAUAGACAAGCUGUAGUCUAUUAUCACAUUUCUAUUUAUUUAAACUGUAAUGUUUUUUUUUUAAUUUCCUUUCUAAAUUGUUUUUCAGUAGUGGGGUAAAUAUCUACUCACUGUCUUUUACUUAGUUGAUUUAUUUUUACACUUACAUUGGAAAUAACUAACUUUUAUAAUAAUUAACUUAUCACUAUUUCUAUAAAUAAUUAAACUCUACUUUUCUGAUUUAUUUAAAUUCGCUGGUAAUUUUUCUAUUUCGUUUCUUUCACUAUGACUUUUUUUAAUAAACUAACUCUCGCUGCUAAACAAGCUCAAAUAUAUAUCAGAAAGGAAAUUCUAGAGUGAACAAAUAAAUAAAAAGGCCUUCGUAGAAAUCAUAUGAAAAAACAAAACAUCAAAGGAUCCGGCGUAUUCGUCAAAUUUUAGACUUCCGUUGUAACUGGCUUCACGGUCCAUGUCGUGGACGAGCUCGUAAAAAAACUAUGAUUCAUUAAUUUCAAAUGAGAUUUUUACGAUUCACUGAAGAUUCAUGGAAAUCAUGGGUUUUUUUUCGUUCCUCAUCAUCAGUAAAAACGCGAGAUUUUUACACAGUGAACAUGAGCAAUAUUUUGAAGAUACAGUAGUGACAGUGGAACCAUGGUGUAUUUGCAAUAAAACGACCAAAAACUAAACUUUUACUGCUGAUACAUUGCAGAAAUGUAAAAAUAGUUUAAAAAUUCAACAAGAUAAUAAUUUGGCAAUGAGUGUUGUCAAAGUACCGUUUGAGACCAAUGAAAUGCAAUAAUAUCAUUUCAAAUGCUACUGCGCAAUUAUUGUCCUUUCGUGGAACAAUUCUCGUCAAUUAACUGGAAUGUUAGAAAUAUUAAGUUGAUCAAAAAAACUGAAACAAAAAUUACUUUUCAAGUUUGUCACUUGAUUUCUGAUAUUCAAGUUAGAAAAUAUGAAUUUAAUCGGGAAGAAUUUACAAAACUCGAUGCAUGCUGGAACCAGAAAUAAUCAAAAAUUUUCUCUGGUAUCGUUUUUCAAUACAAAGCAGACUUAUCCGCAUCAUAGAUUUGUUCUACGGAUAAAUCGUUGAUAAUAUCCAUGAAUUUGUCCUGGAAUUGUUUUACGACGUCUUAGUUGUUUGACAAAUUCUCGCCGGUUGAAUCGAGUUGACGUAUUCCGUGUCUCUUUUCAGAAUUUUCCAACAACAUUUACUAGCAGAAAACUCUCCUCACCCAAAAGCCUUUCAUGAAAGUAUUUGGAUUUCUUCAUCAUAAUAUCGCCUAAUAAGGGAAAGUUCUAUGAACCAUGUAAACAAUGCAUUUUCGAAUUGUAGAUUUUCGAGCGUUUCUGUUGUCUUUCGAGCACCAGGACCUUUUCCAUAUUUCAGCGCAAGACAUACCUUGAUUCAAAAUUUCGUACUUCUCAGAAAUAGUCAGGAUAACGUAAUUCCUUUUCUUUUACUUCGAAGCCAUGAUGUAAAAACACAAAUAAGAAAUGCGUAUUAUAUCUGCUCGACGUUGGGUAAAUAAUUGGCGUGACAAGUGAAAAAGCGGAAAAACGAGUGGUGGGGCGUUCGGAUUAAAAUUAUCCUGCUGUAUGUAUAAAAUCAUGUGGGAUAAGAUAAUUUGAAAUUCAAAUUCUUUUGUCAAGUUCACGCGAUCGACUGACUCAUCAACCCCCAUCUGCUACACAAUUGCCAGUUGUUUUUGUGAACAAUUUUAAAUUAGAAAAAAAUUUUGACGAGUACAGCAACCUUCCACGCGCGUACCCACCGGUACUAUUACAACUCACUAUCGAUCGGUUUUGUCGACUACAACAUGCAGUAUUAACCUCAGCGGGGAUGAAAUUUCUCUAAAAAAAAAGCCUCUGCCUCCCACAUUAAAUGAUAAACAGUGAUAGUAUUAACAACGUUUGUUGAUAAAAUUUUCAAGAAAUUAAUUUAUCAUGUUACAGUUAACUAUAAAAUAAUAACUGGAAGUAUAUGGGUGUUUAUUGCAAAUUGUAGGGACUGUGUAAGUGGGUGCUGUAGGAAUUUACCUAAAAUUAUAUUGUUUUCUAGGUAAUUCUGUAAAUAGGCCAAGCGUUGAAGCAACAGCUAUGCACAUACAUUUGUAGUGCUGUGUUGAUGAAAUACUCAACCGCUUGGACAACCAUUUACAACAUGGUACAAAUAAGUAAUGAUAUGAUUUGUAAACAUUUACACUCUUUUUCUACUGUUUGUAUAUUUGCCUGCCUGCCCUGCUCGGGGGUGAGUAGAAUAAAUAUGGUGGAUUACCGACAUUUGUAUCAUAUUCUGUAGACCGUUGUAAUUUUUAUCUAUUCAUAUAACUUUUUAUCCAUUUUAUGAGAUUUAGAACUGUGUGGAACCUAAUAAUUUCAAACUGGUUUCACGCACUUCAUUUUUUUUAAUAUAUUAGUCUAUGUAUUUAUUGGGAAUCUUGAAAGUUGUAUAUUUUUUACUUUUCAUAACGUUUUGACAGGAGCUUUUUUACUUUGAAGAUUUUCAUUGUGAGAGGACCAGGAUUGCAGUCAAAUCACUUUGAUGCGGCAAUCAUCGGCCACUAUUUACAUUACCCAUUACAUGAAAACAGUUUAUAUCUACCAAAAAAUCACAAAUACAUUUCAUAUAACGUUCAACACACGACUCCACCCUAUUACAUUUUCACUAAAUCUUUAAAAAUUCACUAGAUUAAUGUAACUACUAAUUAAAACGCGCUUAUUCAAUUCUACUUCUUUUUUAACAUGAACAAUCGAGAUCGUAAACCUACUUAUUGACCUCCAUGAAGUUGGCUCCCCGAUUUAAUUAUUUUAAAAUUUUGUUAAUGCUAAUCAUUAAAGAGGAUAAAAAAGAAAAGAGGAAUAAGUUUUUAUAUUUCGUUGACGCGAUUCGUCUCGGAGACGCCACGGCCAGCCGUCGACGACCUCCGAAAAACUUUUCGAGGCGCGAACGUCAUCCAUUUCUCACUGAUGAGCUCGUAUUGAUAUACUAAGAGGAUUGCUUGUUCAAAUCUUCACAAAUUAGAUCCUUAAGGUUGCACGACGCGACGGGACCGCCAUCUAUUGAGCAAUCCUGACAACAAGGAGUUGACCAUGUUGUUGAUGCGUUUCGAAGAGAAAGCAUUGCUAAUGAUUAUUGUUUGAUGCGAGUAUGACUUUUUGACGGGAUAUAGUGAGACAUUAACUCAUCAUAACCGUGAACGCUAUCAGAAGAAAGUUGAGGAGCGUAGUUGUGACUCGUUUGAGGUGCGUUACGAAGAUAUGGAGAAAAAUAAGAGCCAGUGACCACGCAUGACCGAGAUAGACUGAAGUACCUAGAAAAAUUACAAGAGUUUAGAAGCUCACAAUUUCCUCACCUCUAACCUUGUAUUUCCUCCUCGUGUGAAAGUUUGUCAGGGGAACGUGUGGUAGUGCUUGGAAAGGUUCGUAUUUCCUCUUGUUAGUCUGGUAUCUGGAUUUAACUCUUAUUACAUUUUGUCUGAAUCUCCGAAUAACUUUUCUUCUCACUUUCAUUGCUUUCAAUUCUCCUAACUCAAUAUAUGUGUGUCCCCAAAUCUUUCUAUUCUAUGAAACAAUAUACAAUUGAAUAGUGUUUCUUUCUUUUCACUUCUAAUGAGUUCAAUUUCCCUGCUAAAAUGUAUGUCUUGCGUCCCUAGGAGUAAUUGAGUUUUUUCUUAGAUAUUUAGAUAUCGAACUAAUAAAUUCAGAGUCUCAAAUCAUCUUUGACAUUUCGAUAUUUUCUAUUUUCUUGAGCCAAAAGAUUUCUCCUGCAGCUAGCAUGCAAUAAAAUGACAUCAAAUGUCAAAUAAUGUUGCAAGUAUGAGAUCUUGCAUGAAAGAAUCAGCUGAACUUCAUCUGCGCAUGCUUUUGAUCAAGAAAUAUUGCGUUUUGCACAUAAUAUCAAGCGGCCUCAAUGAAAUCAGUGUACCUAAAUUUUGCAUAUCCAUUUCUCGGAUCUUUGUUUUACAUCAAUUUCAAAAAUACGACCGCCAAAAUUCAGAUGUAGACGUUUCAAUUAAAGUCUAUAAACUUAUUAGAGAAAACAAAAAUUGUUAGAAAGUAAUUAUUCCAUUUAAAAUUGGAUCAUAACCUAACCUAUAUCAGGGAGCAAACUUCAUGGAGUUAUCAAAUAAUCGUAAUAAUUGGACCGAGUCGGGUUAGGUUACCUAAUUAUUUAAUAUUAAUUAUUAAAAGUAUUUUUACAUAAAUCUUUUUCUCUCUUACGAUUAGCAUUAACUAAAUUUUUUAAUAAAAUUAAAUGAGGGGGCCAACUUCACUGAGGUUAAUUAUUGAUGAUGACAAGAUAGCGACAUUUUAUUAGGUCUGUUCAAUUAAAUUUUAAGUUUUGUUUUAAUAUUUCAUGAAUAAUAUGAAUAUAAAGUGAAUGGAGGUGGUGUCAGAUUUUUAAUAUUCGAUUUAUUGGUAAAUGAUAAUUUCAUUUGGGAAUGUAAAUAUUUGUUCGAGCAAUCAGCCCGUCACCAUAAAAUUAAUACCAGUAUCAUGGGUAUUGAUUGUCGAUUACGUAGUUACCAUUAGUGCAAUAUAAUCGGGCUGUGCCUAUUGUGGAUUUAGCCCACCUAGGGAUAGUCAAUUUUUUUUAUUAAUCUUAUUGUUAGCCGAUUGGUUUUUCGGUUUUUGUCCGUUCAGUCCAUUGGCUCUUUGACUAAGCACCAAAGUAAAGUUAUUAUUUCGUUAUUUUUUGUAACUGUGUUUUUAAAAAUAUUUAAAUUGUUUUUAUAAUUAUUUUAUACACUUUUAUAUGUUUGUUAGUGAAUUUGAGGUAAGGUUUGUACAACUUCUUGGGAAGUUCCUCGUUUACUAUUUUUGUUAGAUUUCAGACUUUUUAUGUUUUUUUUAUAAAUAUAUAUGAAAUAUCAA